GCGAUUUCUCCUCGGUUUGGUUUAUUUAUUGACUUCACCGGUUUUAUUCAAGAUCUGAAGAUCUUUCGGUUUCAUUCUGCACUUCCUGGAUUUUUUAUUUUUUUUCUCCUUCUCCGGCUGGAGAGGCACGUGCGCGUUGGUGUUGUUCUACGGGGGCUUCCUGUAGCAGCGACUUGGGGUCGCAAUUACUCACUGAACAUCUCUCUGGGAGCGUAGCAAAAAAAAAAAAAAAAAAAAAAGACAUCUCGGGGGACAUGCGAAGAUCUAGCUGGAGGAACAUCAGAGAGAACGUCUCGGGGGAUAAAACAUAUCAGGAUACAUAGCUGGAGAAACAUCAUCGCUCGCAGGGCCAGAGGGGAGCAGCUGGAGGAACAUCUGGAAACACCUGGAGAAACAUAUUUCUCAGGAAGACCCGAGGGAGCGUCUGUCUCCACGCUUCGCGUUUCCCUUUGCGAGAAGACGCAGGCAAGACCCGGGUGGGUCCGGACCAGCGCACAUGGCCGCUCCUGGAUCGCCGUCGGUCCACAUGCGCUCCGAGGAGCUCAUCCGUAGGGCGGAACUGGAGCACGGCAGCUUCGGCCGAGUCCACUUGUGUUACCACAAGACCCUGGGACAGGUGGUGCUGAAAACGAUGUACACCGGUCCCCAGCGCAACGGAGAGAACAAGAGAUUGCUCCUGGAAGAGGGAACCAUGAUGCAUAACCUGAAUCAUGAGCGCAUCGUGAAACUUCACGGAGUAAUUUUAGAAAGCGGGGCCUACUCUCUGGUGAUAGAAGUAAUCCCUAAGGACAACCUGUUAACAGUGCGGGAAAGAACAUUGCCUAUUUCAAUUAAAGGGAGAAUAAUUUUAGAGAUCCUCGAAGGAAUGUUCUAUUUAACCAAGAACAACGUUAUACACAGGGACUUAAAACCAGAAAACAUACUGGUAGACAAGGAUUUUCACAUCAAGAUUGCAGACCUGGGCCUAGCCUCCUGUCAGACAUGGAGUAGGCUAACCAUGGAAGAAUCACGGAAGCAAAGCCGGCGUGGGGGUGUGGUCCCAAUAGUGGGGAGCUCUCUGUGCUACUUGGCCCCUGAACAUUUGGAGAACAUCCAUGCCCACUCUACAGAGAAGUCCGAUGUCUACAGCUUUGCCAUUAUUGUCUGGGUGAUCCUCACUGGCAAGGAACCGUAUGAGAAUGCUCGGAAUCAGGAUCACAUAUGCCAGUGUGUCUGCAAAGGUAACCGUCCAGAUGAGCAACUCAUUCUGCCUGAUACACCCAGUGACAUUGUAAGGCUGAUGAGGAAGUGCUGGCAUCCCCAGCCUGAAAUGCGCCCUACAUUUGCUGAAAGCUAUAAGUUAUUUCAAGAAUUCUACAGUAUGGAGUUAGAACAAUAUGUGGAAAAGGAUUUAUUUAAACUCAUGGCAGAUGGUACAGAGGAAAUGGUGAGAAAGAUGAAAUCAGUAUCCCUGGAAAAGCCAAGCUCACAGACAGACUGUUCUGCUCCUUUGUGGAGAAACAUUGGACUGCCGGUCGAGGCCAGCACAGAAGACAUGACUUUCUACCUGGCUGGUGAAACAGAAGGCUCUAUUGAAGCCGACGCAAAUGUCAUCAACUUUAAGCCGGGCUUGAAGCCACAGCCAGGGCAAGCAUGCCACAACCCCAUUAAUUCAAUUAGCCCACCUCUCUGGAACCCUGGACGCAAUUCUGCUGGGGAUGACAGGAACAUUGUCCAAAGAGUAGGCAGUGCACAAGCAAUGUCUCCCCUGCACUCUCGGUUAAGUAAGAGCCCUACGUCUGUUAGCAUGGCCCCCUCACCACGGUGUGUCUGUGCUGAGAAGCCAACCAGAAUGCAACCGGGAGCUCCCCAAGGCCAUCAGCCUCUUCAACGCAUUCGGUCCUUCCCAGGGUUUCCCCUCCCACAGUACGAGUGCCCUGUCCUUGCACCCACAAGCCAGAGCAACUGUGCAAGUAUGAUGUGCUGUCAAGACUCAGGUGUGUUUAUACAGAAUGCUAAGUGGAUACAGAUUGGAGAUAACAACCAGUUAAAUCUUGGAAGUCAAGACUUAGGCCCGAGUAGUUUUCAGCCAAGUGUUGCGAGCAGUUCCAUUUUCCAGGAAUUACUAUGUACUUAUGGCAAUCACGUGGUUCGGGAGGAGCACCUACAUGUGCUGCGGAACAACAUUGGUGGGAAGUGGAAGCAAUGUGCUCGCCGGCUGGGGCUGAGCGAAAACGAUGUGGAGACUAUUGCCCAUGACUUUGCACGAGACGGCCUGCAGGAGAUGGUGCAUCAGAUGCUGGAGCGCUGGAGGAUGAAGGAAGGACUGGCAGGCACUACAAUGGCCAGCCUUUGCAGGGCUCUCCGGGAUCUCAUCAAGGAAGAUGUUCUUCUUCAGCUACUGCAAAUCUGCGGAAACCUCUCUUCCCUCUAGGGCAGGGGAGGCCCUCAUCUGUUGCACAGCACCCUAAUCUGAGCUUUAAAUGUUGUUUAGUCCAAGAUGGAAAAAAUUGACAAAGUAUGCUUUGCCAGAAGGUCCUGUUCUGUUUUUACCUCAGAGCAAAGCUGUUCCACAGCAUGUUGAUGUGGUUCUUGUACUGCUACAAAUCCUGUUAAGAAAACAAUAAGGAAACACAAUCUUAGGGAAGUAUGAAGUUGAAGAUAUAUACCUGCUUAUAGAACCCGAAGGGUCCUGAUGGGUUGACGUUGGGGUCGGGUCAUAUCUUGCUCUUAUCAUCCAGACUUGGGUCAGCUUUCAGAUGAUGAACCACAGAGCACAUGCUUUGCAGCUAUAAUUUAAACAUGUAACAUGACGUUUUGGCACUAUAGGUUACUGAGAAAUCAAAUGGUUUCUGCUUAUAUGAGGCUUUUUGAAUCAAUAUAUGAUUUAAACCUUCACAUGUUCUGGGUCAGAGCAGAACUGUAUCAUGCUCACAUGAAAGCUUAUUUCCUAAACUGCACUUUAAUGUGAACAAGCUGCAUAUGACUGAAAAAACUAACAAAAUCUCUUAGAUUAUUUUCAGGAACAAAAGCAGAAUAUUUGGAAUUUCUUUUAAAAUGUCUGUAUAAAAGGCCUGAAGGCAACAUGGUCAGAGAGUACUCCAGGAAAGAUUAAUCUGCUUCCUUUUCAUUAGUGUCAUACAAGCAGAGCAGGGGUGCAUUUGAUAAACCUUUAUUUCUUCAUCCCUUGCAACAAAGCAUUUUUGCUUUGCAUUUGAACCAUUUCGGGGUUUUUUUCUGUUUAUUUUUCUUAAUGGUGAAUGAAAACUAUUUGUUUAAGAGAAAAAUUAAAUAUAUUUGUUAUUGUCCUUUGUGAAAAUGCUGAGAUGAUGAAUUGAGCAAGUGCUUCCUUUUUGUGGAACAACCUGGUGCCUGAACUGGCAUCUGCUCAGAUUCUGUUCCUCUGUGACAACAAUAUUGAGCAAUAUUGUUCCUCAUUACACACAAAACUUGGUUAAUGUGAAUUUACUGCCCAGCAUUUUAUUGUAGCUGUAGUGUCUUUUUUCCACUUUGUUUUUUCCCUUAUUUUACAUCAAUAAUUAUCUUAAUACUAUUAAUUUGGAUCUAAGGAAAUGCUGUCCAUAUUAUAUAUACCCUCCCCAUCUUUUUAAGAAUUCAAUGCUCCAUGUAAAAAAAAAUCUAUAACUCAUUGCGUCACUGAACAAAACACAUUUUUGCUGUCCUGUUAUCUAGACAUCCCACACCUUGUGAAAUCUGUGUCUAUUAAGCGAAUUUUUACAUAAAGAAAUUUAAAUUUUAAUACAAUUAAAUUCUUUUCUGCUGGUAAAACAGACUGCAUCAUGGAAUUA
Molecule: messenger RNA, 3788 nt
Organism: Scleropages formosus (Asian bonytongue)
Lineage: Eukaryota; Metazoa; Chordata; Actinopteri; Osteoglossiformes; Osteoglossidae
Product: receptor-interacting serine/threonine-protein kinase 1-like
Exons: 10
Coding region: 497-2413 (638 amino acids)
Biological process (GO): signal transduction; protein phosphorylation
Molecular function (GO): protein binding; ATP binding; JUN kinase kinase kinase activity
Source: RefSeq, a predicted model, not a curated record